This is a messenger RNA of Coccinella septempunctata (seven-spotted ladybird), 1912 nucleotides long. It is a transcript of the gene Cyp4aa1, whose product is annotated as probable cytochrome P450 4aa1. The transcript has 10 exons. Lineage: Eukaryota; Metazoa; Arthropoda; Insecta; Coleoptera; Coccinellidae. The coding region runs from base 274 to 1734 and encodes 486 amino acids. The record is from RefSeq and is a predicted model, not a curated record. Gene Ontology annotation, molecular function: oxidoreductase activity, acting on paired donors, with incorporation or reduction of molecular oxygen; heme binding; monooxygenase activity.
AAAAAAUACUGCUGAUUGUACGUAAAUAUUUAUUACGUCCAAGGAAAGAUAAUAAGCAAAAUUGCCACACCGAUUUACAGAGCAAAAUAGUUCACAUCUUCCCGUAAAAAGUUUAGAACGAAACCACUACGCGUAAAUUGAAAGAUGUUAUUCAACUUCAGCAGUUCUAAUUUCCCAAAGAAAAAGUAAAAGUGAUUCUAUCCUAAUUACUCGUUACGACACAGUCGUGGCAAUAUGAAAAAAAAUUAAAAAUAAUCCUGAAGAAAACAGAAAAUGACAUCCUCCUCCCAUGAAUUUUUUUUCAAUACGAUUUAUUUAUUGUGUUUACUAUACUUGCUAUGGCGACUGAGGAACUAUUUCAGGGCUGUAUUUUUAGCCUUCAAUCUUCCCGGACCUCACGCUCACCCUUUAAUUGGGAAUGCAUUGACUGUAAGAGAUAACAGAAAACUGGAAUACUACGGCAACAAUGCCCACAAGUUGUUCGGACCCAUCUUCCGUAGUUGGAUUUCCAUCGUACCGUUUUUCUUCGUGACAGAUCCUGCCCAUUUGCAAACGCUGCUAAGUAACGGAAGACUGACAAAGAAAAACAUGUUUUAUACUCUCUUGCAUAACUUUAUAGGUGAAGGCCUAAUCACGAAUAAUGGAGAAAAAUGGAAGCUUCAUCGAAAAUUAAUACAACCCUAUUUCCACAUAAAUGUUCUUGAAAAUUUCAUACCAAUUUUCGCGGAAACGUCCAAUGAUUUAUGUGCGAAAUUUGGCGACACAAAAGAAGUUAAUGUAACGUCUUUUAUCAAUGAUUGGGUAUUGGCUACUCUUCACAGAACAGUAUUAGGGAUAAGUAUGACAGACGACGAUUACAAAAAUUCCCCGUUCAGAAAAGGGGAGUUGAUUGUACCUUACAGGAUAUCAAGACCCUGGAUGCUGAUCGAUUGUAUCUUCAGUUUCACCAACAGUGCGGAUAAAGAGAAAAGACAGAGGACUAACCUGCACGAAUUCACCAAAAGGGUUUUGGAUGCUCAGAGAAAACAACCUGCUUCAGCUACGUCCAAGUUCGUCUCCUUAAUUGAGGUAUUCAUGAAUAUAUCGGAGGCUAAUCCUGAAUUCACUGAGCAAGACGUGAUUGAUGAAACCUGCACCUUCAUGUUGGCUGGACAAGAUUCUGUUGGAGCAGCAACUGCCUUCACGUUGCACUUUCUUGCCAAGCACGAAGAUGUCCAGAAAAAAGUGUACGAGGAGCAGUUUAGAAUUUUCGAGAAUGAUUGUAGACUUGUGACCACUAAAGAUUUGAGUGAAAUGAGGUAUCUGGAACAGUGCAUCAAAGAGACCAUGAGGCUGUGCCCAAGCGUGCCAAUCAUUUGUAGGAAACUUAACGAGGAUGUUCGAUUAGGAAAAUAUGUCCUUCCAAAGGAAACCAACGUGUUUAUUUCUCCCUUCAUCACUCACAGACUGGAAUAUUUGUAUCCAGAACCUCAGAAGUACAAUCCAGAUAGAUUUUCAACGGAAAACUCACAUAAUAUACACCCUUAUGGCUACAUACCAUUCAGUGCUGGCCCAAGGAAUUGCAUAGGUUACAAAUUCGCUAUGUUAGAGAUGAAAGCUGCAAUUUCCUCCAUCAUCAGGGAAUAUCACUUGAGUUUAGUGGAAGGAAAAAAAGAAACAGUGUUCUCUUAUCGCAUAACUUUGAGAUGCAAGGGAGGAAUAUGGAUCAAAUUCACCAGAAGAAAUAAAAAAUAACGAAGAGUUAAACCUCUUAUAAUUGCUCAAAUAUUCAAACGUAUUAAAGUAGUAAAACCCUUUCAGUUUUUUUCCUUCUUUAUAUUUUUAAUAAAGCAUUUUGUACUUACCUGUAAAAUAAGGAAUAAUGUGAUAUUUUUGUUUUAGAACAAUAAAAUUAGGAAUUUAAACAACUUUU